Molecule: messenger RNA, 720 nt
Organism: Penicilliopsis zonata CBS 506.65
Lineage: Eukaryota; Fungi; Ascomycota; Eurotiomycetes; Eurotiales; Aspergillaceae
Exons: 3
Coding region: 1-720 (239 amino acids)
Source: RefSeq, a predicted model, not a curated record
AUGGUCCCCAACCGAUGGGAGCUCAGCUUCUACGGCCUUUGCGAAGCGUCUUCGGGUCUCCCGGAGACGUCCAUCGAGUUUCAGUCGAAUCUGUUCGCCGGCGUCUUUUAUUCAUCCCAGUGGCCCUGUCUCAUCUCCAUUCCCUCAUCUCGCUCCUCCAUCACAAGACCGAUCAACUCUACUAGCACACAGACCGAAUCGACCUCUGCUGCCCAGGGAGGAUCAACAGGCACAGAGACUUCAACAGGUCAAAUCACCACAGUGACAUCCAUUGAUACCUUCUUCCCGACCACGCAGAUGGCGACUUCCACCAUCUUCACCACCCGGACAUCAACCAUCACAGCCUGCCCGGCCAGUGAGAGACGCACCUACACCACAACUGAUGUUAUCAUCGUCUCUACUACUGUCUGCCCUGUUACUGCCGCUGAAGCCACCGCCGCCACCACUGCUCAUACUGAUGUGGCAGCUUCCCAACCAACUGGCUCUGGCUCUGGCCUUUCGGUUACUCCGAUUCUUCCAACUCUUCUUCCUCUCAGUCUCUCUUCAUCUUCGUCUCCUUCUACAUUCUCCUCUUCUCCUUCUUCCACGUCUCUCCCUUCUUCCUCCGUCACGACUGCUCCCAGCUCCACUUAUACUGGUGCAGCAUCACGUACUUUCGGCCGGUACAAAUGGUCUGCUCUGUCUUUAGUGGCCAGUCUCCUGGUCUUGCCUUUCUUCUAG